AUGAGUACUCCUAGAGGGAGAUUCACAUCGGCUAAGAAGGGCAAGGGAGUUCGAUCGACUCUGAGCCCGUCCGGGAAGCCGCCGCCCGAUCUCGUGCUCCGACGCUCAGUGGUCUGUGCUUGCCGCGAUGGAGGCGGGCGAUGUUCGAACGACGAUGUGGGGAUGUCUGAGUUAGAGUAUUCGGAAGAAAGUUCUGCGGAGAUGGACGAGACCGAGCGAUCUUCGGUCAAUGCUGAUGAAGCCGAGGGAUCCCCGAUGGGAGGUCCAGAAAAUGAUGACGGGGCAGAGGAUGACAUCACCCGGUCUUCUGGAGGAGGUGAUGAGGUUGAUCAGUCUCCGAUGAUUGCGGAUGGUCUCGUCGCGGGAGGGGAGGUUGAACGGGACGCAAUCAGAGAUGGUGAGGCCGGGCGAUCUUCAACUGGGUGUAUGCUUCUCAUCCCAAUUCUAUCUAUUAUCCCGAGCGAUUUUGGGAGGGUGUUACGGGAAUUGUUGCGCUUGACCAGAGUGACUGGGGCGAUUUCGACCGGAGUAGGAUUCGUUGGCAGCGUGACCGAAUUUUGCGAGGGUGACGAGAAUUUUGAUCCUGCUGCUGCGCUGGAGGCAGAGAACGAGAAGGCCGGGGGUUCGCUCGGCAAGGGAGUUGAUCCUCCAGUUGGGGAUGUGACAGUGGAUGAGGUGCUUGACCGUGAUGCCGACACCCCUCCAAAGAAGAAAAAGAAAAAACACAAGUCAUCGAAGAAAGCGAAAGUCGAUUCAACAGAGGUCGAAACUGCCUGGGCCGAGGUGUGUGAUGAGGACCCUUCAGACGGCCCCCUUGGAGAAGAUCACGAGAACUUGAUUGGGGAGAAAUUGACCGGGAUCGAUGAGGCCGAACCGCCAUCGGUGAGGAGAAAGAGGCCGAUUGACGAUCGUCCUAGCGACUCCAUGGAAAAAGGAUUGCAAGAGGUUGACGAGCGGUCUGCUCCUCCUAAGGAA
Eruca vesicaria subsp. sativa (arugula) is the source of this 975-nucleotide messenger RNA. The record is from the annotation of a GenBank genome assembly. NCBI's taxonomy places the organism in Eukaryota, Viridiplantae, Streptophyta, Magnoliopsida, Brassicales, Brassicaceae.